This is a messenger RNA of Adineta steineri, 534 nucleotides long. Lineage: Eukaryota; Metazoa; Rotifera; Eurotatoria; Adinetida; Adinetidae. The record is from the annotation of a GenBank genome assembly.
AUGUCAAAAUGCAAAAUAUUUCUAUUCUUGUUGAUUAUAACAAUCACUAUUUUAGGAAUUGAUGGUCGAUCUCUUCGUAAAAGACGGCAAACAUGGCCAUUUAUUCUUGCUCCAGGUGGAAAUACUUUUGCAGCAAGUGGUUACUAUGGAAUGCAAACAAAUAUUGCCUAUCCAGAAAGUGGUAUUGGUUAUAAUUCAAAUUAUCAACCAUGGAAUCCAUAUCAACAGGGAUAUUAUCCACAAAAUCAGUUCAAUAAUUAUAAUCCAUAUGGCUACAAUCCAUCAUAUCCAUAUAUGAAUAAUCAAAAUAUACCAUACGGAGGACCAGGAAUAAAUAAUGGAGUACCUUAUUAUGAUCAAGGAAAUUACAAUGGAUAUUAUCCACCUGUAAAUCCAAAUAUUGUAUACCCACCAGGUCGCAGUGUCGGUGGACUAUUGCCUCCGGGUGUAAUGAAUUCGCGAACAGGUGCUAAUAUGGGUCAAUUGAGUCAAGUUGAACGCAUUAAUAAACCAGCAUUAUCUUCGAAUACUUGA